Molecule: messenger RNA, 1329 nt
Organism: Malassezia vespertilionis
Lineage: Eukaryota; Fungi; Basidiomycota; Malasseziomycetes; Malasseziales; Malasseziaceae
Exons: 3
Coding region: 1-1329 (442 amino acids)
Biological process (GO): regulation of transcription by RNA polymerase II
Molecular function (GO): protein dimerization activity; RNA polymerase II cis-regulatory region sequence-specific DNA binding; DNA-binding transcription factor activity, RNA polymerase II-specific
Source: RefSeq, a predicted model, not a curated record
AUGAGUGCCUACGCCGCCAAGCACAAGUACAACAACUUUCCAUUUAGUGCUGGUAACAUGCCCAGAAGUGCAAUAUACAACCAGCAAACCGCCAUUACCCCGCUAUCGAAUCCUGUUUGUAUGGAUGCAAAUACGUUGCUGGAAGAAAAUAGCUGGGGUCAGCAGAACAAUUUUACUGAGAAGCAACCUCUUGGCUGGGUAUGGCCAGGACAGGAGCAGGGGCCAUUUUCAAUGCCCACACAAAUACCAUCGCUAGAACAAAGGAUUGCAAACCGAGAUGGCGUAGCAAUUCCCUUCUCCAAUGGACUUGUGGGGAUACAGUCGAUGAGUGCGCCUGUGCCGGAAUACCUCGCGACGCACGUUUUGCCCCGCCAACAAAUGAUGCAAUUGUCGCCUUCUGCACCGAUUGAGCAAACACAGCAAGUCGGCCACACUCCAUGGACGCCGUCCCCUAAUAUGCAAGCCUCUACCGAUUGCCAAAAUGCAGAGUUCCCCAUGACCCAUACGUACGACCGUGGCGGUACACCAGAGAUGACAGCGGGCCGAUUGCGGCGUAACAAUUCCGACGGCACAGAAAUUUCCGACAUUGCCCUGGAGCUGGACGACAUCCCGCAUUCGGAUGGGGAUGUCCCGGAGGAGCAACCUACGCAAGGGCAAAUGCAGAUACCGUUUGAGGUCAAGCGUCUCAUGGAGCGGCGCCGGAGACGCCGCGAAUCUCACAAUGCGGUCGAGCGGCGUAGACGCGACAACAUCAACAGCCAAAUUACCGAAUUGGCGACACUGCUUCCCGAGACGAUGCUGGUAGAUGCGCUUUCUGGCUCCUGGACGUUUGGGCCGGAUACUGCGCAGAAAGCGGCGAAGAACCGUGAACAGCUCGCUACGUGGUGCCAAACUAACAUGGGCUAUGACGAGCAGGACAGUUCAGAAAAUGCGCAAGAUCCGCGCGAGCCCAUCCCGGCCAGCUCGUGCUUGCGCAUAUCGUCCAUGAAGCCGUACGCAGCAUCGCUCGCGCCUGUGAAUUUCGAUAACCCGGCACUUGCAGCUGCACAGGCGAAACCAAACAAAGGGAUCAUACUGCGGAAGAGUGUUGAGUACAUUCGGCAGCUCCAGCAAUUUCUCGAUAUUCAGAUGCAACGAAAUCGCAUGCUGGAAACAGAGCUGCGCACCGUAUACAGACAGCAAGACAAGACGCGCGAUAGAGCGACAGUCGUCCCACCCGUUUUGCUAACCGACGCAUAUUUGAGCGAGGGCAGUUCGCAUUCUGCCCUCGGCAAGGACCGCACUGUAAUUAAGCAAGAAGCGGAGGCGUGCCCUGUGCAGACCCCGUAA